Messenger RNA from Pseudovirgaria hyperparasitica, 2600 nucleotides. Its product is annotated as AAA-domain-containing protein. Gene Ontology annotation, cellular component: cytoplasm. The coding region runs from base 65 to 2329 and encodes 754 amino acids. The record is from RefSeq and is a predicted model, not a curated record. Gene Ontology annotation, molecular function: ATP hydrolysis activity; ATP binding. Lineage: Eukaryota; Fungi; Ascomycota; Dothideomycetes; Acrospermales; Acrospermaceae. The transcript is spliced from 3 exons.
AUUUUAUACUUUCUCUUCUUGGGAAUCAAAUAGUGCACCAUAGCAGGACAGCACACGUCGCAGAAUGCCUGACUUCACAGUCAGACCCUACGAAGGAGGCAGCGACUCGAACUCGCUGGAAGCAGCUUUUCGAAUAUAUCUCACUAGCUCAAGCCUGACGCAGUGCGGCUUGAAGAAUGGCGAGCUAUGCAUACUGAAAGACGCCAGUGGAAAGCCAGUAUACGGAUUUGCUUGGCUGUAUAAAAGCCCCAAUGCAAAUAAUGCAAAGCCUAUAGCGAAGGUCACAGAAUCCUUCAAGAACUUUUACGGCCUCUCUUUCCAGGAAAAGGUCAGCAUAGAAAAGGGCGCUGAUGGUAGGAUACAUGCAGACACGGUGUACCUUAGGUCUACAGAUAUCAGCGAACGUGGGUCUUUGCUAGAGGAUUUUGCGGACCUUGAACAGGCGUUGUUCUGUAUCCAUAUUUUGUUGUUUGCUGCUUCGAGUGCGUGCUCUCCAUACACAAUCGAUGUGGUGUCGAAGAUCAAGUCUAGGAAGCGUCAGUUGCAGAUACAUGCUAUUGAGCCAGCAGCCACGUCUAGUACUUUAUACAAAGUCGACCACAGAACGAAGAUCGUUCUAGACACGCCUGGUGAUGUCAAUUCGCUCGUAGAGGAAUGUCCGCAAAUAGUAUUGAAAGCUGCGCCCAAGCCUGACUUUGCAACCAUUGGUGGUCUUGAGCAGCAAUUGGACAUCUUGACAAAGUCCAUUUCUCGCAUGAUAGAUGACAAUAAGACGAAGACAAACUGGACGAGGCCACCAAAAUGCCGACGCGGCGCCGGUAUCCUCCUUCAUGGCCCUGAGGGAACAGGCAAGACCAUGACCAUCCAAGGCCUCGCAGCAGCCUUCGGACCGCACGUCUUCGAGAUCAGCCCGGCAACUCUAGGCACGACCGCAAAGGAUGCACAUGCCAAGCUGAAAGAGAUAUUCGCAAAAGCUGAGCAGGUCCAACCAAGUCUCGUCACCAUAGAUCACUGGGAAACCGUCUUUGGAGACGCAGAGUCUGCUCGAAGAGAUUUGCUUGACAGUCUGGCGUCUCGGUUACGUGCUUUGAAGGGAGAGCGGACGCUUGUAGUGGCAGCUGCGCGCAGUCUCCAGGCCGUCGACAAGUCCCUGAGGUCCUACGACACGUUCAGCAAAGUCAUCGAGAUACCAGUUCCUGAUGCCAGGGCGCGUGGCAGUAUCCUCAAAUCGAUCCUCGACACCACUAAACAAGACCCGCUCUGCGAGCGCAUCGGCGAACGCACCCACGGAUACGUAGGCCGAGACCUCGUCGAACUAUGCAUAGUCGCACUCGAGAAGGCCGAAGAGCGAGUCGACGCCGCACCCCCUUCCGAGCCCAUCCCAGACACCGACCAACCCCCAGCACACAUCUCGACCGACAUCUUAACCGAACAAGACUUCACCUCAGCACUCCACGAAGUGCGCCCCAGCGCCAUGAAAGAAGUAUUCCUCGAAACCCCCAAAGUCCGCUGGGAAGACAUCGGCGGCGCCGAAGCCGUCAAAGAAGCAAUGUACAAAGUCACCGUGCGUCCCUACAAAUAUCCAGCCCUAAUCAAACACCUCUCCCUCACCCCGCAAAAAGGCAUCCUCCUCUACGGUCCCCCAGGCUGCUCCAAGACCCUCACCGCCCAAGCCGUCGCCUCCUCAGCAGGCCUCAACUUCCUCGCCGUCAAAGGCGCCGAGCUCCUAAACAUGUACGUCGGCGAAUCCGAACGCGCCAUCCGCGCCCUCUUCACCCGCGCCCGCGCCGCCUCCCCCAGCGUCAUCUUCUUCGACGAAAUCGACGCCAUCGCCGCCUCCUCCCGCAACAACAACAUACACACUCCAGGCCUCAACGUCGUCACCACCCUCCUCAACGAAAUGGACGGCAUCGAAACCCUCAGCAACGUCCUCGUCAUCGCAGCUACUAACGCCCCCGAGGCCCUCGACCCCGCCCUCCUGCGCCCUGGCCGCAUAGACACGAUUCUAUACGUCGGGCCCCCGACCACCCCCGCCCGCCGCGAGAUCUUCACCUUGCGCAACCGUCGCAGAGAGCUUGAGCAGGACGUCGACGUCGAUGUGCUGGCGGAGCGCACAGAGGGAUGUUCCGGCGCGGAAGUAGUGCGGAUCUGCGAUGUUGCGGCGGAGGAGGCGGCGGCGGAGUGGGAGGGUGGGGAGAAGGGGGAGAUGCCGAGGGUGGGGAUGAGGCAUUUUGAGAAGGCGUUGGGGGAUGUGCCGAGGAUGAUUACGGCGGAUAUGAGGAGGCGGUAUGAGGAGUGGGCGCCGGGCGGGGUGUCGAAGUUGUUGUAGGGAGUGUCUUGUGGAUAACGUCUAGAUGGAUAUGUAGAUAGGCCUGAUCUUUAUUGACGAGUUAUACCAUCUACAUCUUCUCUAGCUGGGGCUAGAGCAAUAUAUACAGCCACAUGCACGUCAGGCAGGGCGUGUUCAUAAGCAUAGUUGUCAAGGGCCAGAGAGGACGUGGCAGAAGCAGGGAAGUACGAAGGAGGUAGUAGAAGCACAAAAAAAUCAUAGACUCAUAUCACGGCUAUACAUAUAUCCCCCCACCCUCUCAACGAAGAAC